AUGGAGCCAGUACUAGAAGUAAAAAUUGGCUGCCUCUUUGCCAUGCUGGUUGUCACAUUGGUCUGUGGCCUUAUUCCCAUCUGCUUCAAAUGUUUCAAGAUUCAGGCAAUCAGAGGUCAACUCCCGCGGGGCCUCAGCCUCCUGAGCUGCGUUUCUGCAGGCGUUUUCCUGGGAGCAGGUUUCAUGCACAUGACUGUUGAAGCCCUGGAGAAUAUUGAAUUCGAGAUCCGGCAGCUCCGGGUGAAGAACAGUGGAGGAAAUUCUUCUGGAGAUCCUAAUUCAGCUUCUAGCCCAAGGAUCAUCCUGCAGCAGCCACAAAAUACCUGA
Messenger RNA from Myotis lucifugus (little brown bat), 327 nucleotides. Its product is annotated as zinc transporter ZIP2-like. The transcript is spliced from 4 exons. The record is from RefSeq and is a predicted model, not a curated record. Bases 1 to 327 code for a protein of 108 amino acids. Gene Ontology annotation, molecular function: zinc ion transmembrane transporter activity. Gene Ontology annotation, cellular component: plasma membrane. Gene Ontology annotation, biological process: zinc ion transmembrane transport. Lineage: Eukaryota; Metazoa; Chordata; Mammalia; Chiroptera; Vespertilionidae.